UGGUAUCAACGCAAAGUUCACGUGGCCUCUUGUUCACCAGCAAUUUUUACAGUCACAAUGGGACAGAAGAAGAAACAGCAGAAGAAAAAAACUCAGUUGAAAUUUUCAAUCGACUGUACUCAUCCCGUGGAAGAUGGGAUUUUGAAAGCAAAUGACCUCGCAGACUUCAUGAAAGGUCGUAUUAAAGUGAAUGGAAAGACUGGCAAUCUGGAAAACAACAUAGUGAUUGAUUGUAUAAAGUCAACUAUCAAUAUUACCUCAGAAAUUCCUUUCUCUAAGAGGUAUUUGAAAUAUUUGACAAAAAAAUACCUUAAGAAGAACAACCUUCGUGAUUGGUUGCGUUGUGUGGCAACUGGACCAACGGGUUAUGAAUUGAGAUACUUCCAAAUCAACAAUGAAGAAGAAGAUGAUGAUGCUGAUGAAGAAUCUUAAAAAGUUUAUUUUGAAAGCAAUAAAACAUACAUUCUGCUGAA
Molecule: messenger RNA, 473 nt
Organism: Xenia sp. Carnegie-2017
Lineage: Eukaryota; Metazoa; Cnidaria; Anthozoa; Malacalcyonacea; Xeniidae
Product: 60S ribosomal protein L22-like
Exons: 6
Coding region: 58-432 (124 amino acids)
Biological process (GO): cytoplasmic translation
Cellular component (GO): ribosome
Molecular function (GO): RNA binding; structural constituent of ribosome
Source: RefSeq, a predicted model, not a curated record